Molecule: messenger RNA, 2287 nt
Organism: Poeciliopsis prolifica (blackstripe livebearer)
Lineage: Eukaryota; Metazoa; Chordata; Actinopteri; Cyprinodontiformes; Poeciliidae
Product: zinc finger protein 436-like
Exons: 2
Coding region: 69-1127 (352 amino acids)
Cellular component (GO): nucleus
Source: RefSeq, a predicted model, not a curated record
GCAGCAGCAGCAGCGGCAGCAGCGGCUUUGUGUCGUUUUAUUGUUUGUUAGCUGAUGUUUGAGUCACCAUGUGUUCAGUUCAGCAGCUGAGGGAUUUUAUCAGAGAGAGACUAACUGCUGCUGCGGAGGAAAUCUUCACUCAGGUAGCAAAAACCAUCAUUAGCUACGAGGAGGAGAUUAAAGUUCUGGAAACCUGCAGGAAUGAAGCUCAGAUAAAAACAACCGGAACCGCUGUCCCAAAGCAACAGGAAGAUGAGGAAGAUGAGGUUCUCACUGGCAGCCGGCUCUGCAGUCACAUGAUGAGUUUAAAUGAGAACCAGGAGGAGUCUGAGCCUCCACAAGAUGGCGACAGCAACCAGGAGCUGGGACAUCAGCUGCUGAAGGAGGAACCAGAAGCUCCUGGUGUGAAAGAGGAACGGCAGGAAGUCUGCUGCAGUCAGGAGGGACAGAGUCUUCAUUUCACUCAGACUCUGCAACAAACUGAAUUCAGUGAAGAAGAAGCAAACAUUGAGCAUCUGGACUCUAACAAUGUUUCUGCUCUGGAGAACCAGGAUGAAGCAGGAAGCUGCAGUCCUGUGUUAGCGAGUUGGGCCGAAUCGGUCCCAGAUAAAUCCUGUGAGUGUCGUGUCUGUGGGAAAGCCUUUAAAUCUCAGUAUAACAUGUUGCGACAUCUCAGAGAACACUCAGGGGAGAAGCCAUUGCGCUGUAAAAUAUGUGGAAAGGUGUUUGUGCAGACAUGUCAUUUGAAAGAGCACUUACAAAUGCACACAGGUGUCAAGCCCUUUUCCUGUGACACCUGUGGGAAAAGCUUUACCAGGAAAUCCAGCCUGAAAGUUCACAGGAAAGCUCACACAGGUGACAAACCUUAUUCAUGUGAAACCUGUGGGAAACGUUUCAGCAGAAGUUUUUGUUUGAAAGUUCACAGAAAAACUCACACAGGCGUUAAGCCUUUUUCAUGUGAAAUCUGUGGGAAAAGCUUCCGUGAAAAAUGGUAUUUGAAAUUCCACAUCAAGACCCACACAGUGGAGCAGCCAUAUUCAUGCCAAGCAUGCGAUGAAAGCUUUAAUAGUAUGAAUGAACUGGUUUGUCACCAGAAAGUCCACAAACCUGUGAGGGGUUUCUGGUGAGGUGUGAAGGUUUGAGGUUUGAAAGUUUGAAGGUUUGAGGUUUGAAGGUUUGAGGUUUGAAGGUUUGAAGUGUGAAGGUUUGAAGGUUUGAGGUUUGAAGGUUUGAAGUGUGAAGGUUUGAGGUUUGAAAGUUUGAAGGUUUGACGUUUGAAGGUUUGAGGUGUGAAGGUUUGAGGUGUGAAGGUUUGAGGUGUGAAGGUUUGAAGGUUUGAGAUGUGAAGGUUUGAGGUUUGAGGUGUGAAGGUUUGAGGUUUGAAAGUUUGAGGUUUGAAGGUUUGAAGUGUGAAGGUUUGAAAGUUUGAAGGUUUGACGUGUGAAGGUUUGAAGGUUUGAGGUUUGAAGGUUUGAAGUGUGAAGGUUUGAAGGUUUGAGGUGUGAAGGUUUGAAGUGUGAAGGUUUGAGGUUUGAAGGUUUGAAGUGUGAAGGUUUGAGGUUUGAAGGUUUGAAGGUUUGAAGUGUGAAGGUUUGAGGUUUGAAGGUUUGAAGUGUGAAGGUUUGAAAGUUUGAGGUUUGAAGGUUUGAAGUGUGAAGGUUUGAAAGUUUGAAGGUUUGACGUUUGAAGGUGUGAAGGUGUGAAGGUUUGAAGGUUUCUGGUGAGUCGUUUCUCAGUUCUGCUCCAGAUGUUUCCGUCAUCCAGGCGUUUGCUUUCACAGCCAUGAUAAAGGUACCAAUCAGCUGCAGCAGUUAAUGUUUAACAUUUUGAACAUAAUUCUCCCAUCAAUACGACCAAAAGGUCCAUACAGUUCAAUAUUAAUGUAUGUGAAUCAGGAGUCACCAAAAUGGGAUGAAAGGAAAGGAUGUCGCCAUGGUGGCUGAUCUUCAUAUGUAGAUGAGGUUGGAUGAGACUUUAACUGAACCAUAAUGGUCCAGUUAAAGUCCGUGUUCCCUGUGGUUGAUGUUCUGAUGAAAAACUUAAACAUUUGUGUUUUUCAUCAGCUUUCAAAGACUCUGAUGAAUGAAGCGUUUCUCCUGAACGACGUUUGAAUGUUAAAUAUGUUUCAACAUUUAUUUCUGUUAAUUGAUUUCUAAAUGUUUGACAGACUGAACUUGAUUGUUAAGCAACGUUGUAAAGUUCUGAUUUUGUUCAAUGUUCUGUGAAACCUUGCGUUGCCCUGGAUGUCCUCAGUGAAUAAAGUUGCCUUGUUUGGGGCCGAUUCUGA